AUGCGCGUCCCAACCCUCCCGACCCUCAUCCGAACCCUCACCCUCACCAAUAUCACCGCGACCCUCCCCCGCCUGCCGCAGUCGCCCUUCGCCAACGGUCGCCACCCGACCCGCCUCCUCCUCCGGUCCAUGCCCAGCGUCCCCUUCCUCGGCUCCCUGUUCGGCGGUCAGCAGUCCAGAGACAUGACGGACUACCCGGUCAAGAAGGGCGAGGACGAGUGGCAGGCCGUGCUGUCGCCGGAGCAGUUCCGCGUCAUCAGGCAGAAAGGCACCGAGGCGCCCUUCACGGGGGAGUACGAUCGCCACAUGCCGUCCGAAGGCACCUAUGAAUGCGCCGCCUGCCACACCCCGCUCUACCGCGCGACGCACAAGUUCAAAUCCGGCUGCGGCUGGCCCGCCUACUUCGACUCCAUCCCCGGCGCCGUGACCCGGCACACCGACUCCACGUUCGGCAUGGCGCGGACGGAGAUCCUGUGCAGCAAGUGCGGCGGCCACCUGGGCCACGUGUUCAAGGGGGAGGGCUAUCCCACCCCGACGGACGAGAGGCAUUGUGUCAAUAGUGUCAGUUUGAAGUUUGCGAAGGAGGACCGGGAGGGGAAGUCCGGGGUGUGA
This is a messenger RNA of Letharia columbiana, 612 nucleotides long. RefSeq lists its product as uncharacterized. Bases 1 to 612 code for a protein of 203 amino acids. The transcript is spliced from 2 exons. Gene Ontology annotation, molecular function: peptide-methionine (R)-S-oxide reductase activity. Gene Ontology annotation, biological process: response to oxidative stress; protein repair. The record is from RefSeq and is a predicted model, not a curated record. Lineage: Eukaryota; Fungi; Ascomycota; Lecanoromycetes; Lecanorales; Parmeliaceae.